CUCUUCUUCACCACUUCACACGCUUUCUUCUUCACCCUCUUAGUUCUUUUUUGGUUUUUUGUCAUUGUUCACAGAAUUAAACAAAGAAACAGAAAAAAAAGCAGAGAGAGAGAGAGAGAGAUAAAGAAAUCAGAUUCAUACAUGGCUUCAGAAAUCACUGUUGAUUGGAGAGGAAGACCCUCAGAUCCUAACAAGCAUGGUGGCUUUAGAGCUGCUAGUUUCGUUCUUGGGCUCCAAGCAUGUGAGAUAAUGUCGAUCGCGGCAGUGGGGAACAACCUGAUCACAUAUGUGAUAAACGAGAUGCACUUACCUCUAUCAAAGUCGGCAAAUGUAGUGACAAACUUUAUUGGAACUGUCUUUCUCUUAGCCCUCCUUGGUGGCUUCCUUUCUGAUUCUUAUCUUGGGAGUUUCUGGACCAUGCUCAUCUUUGGCUUUGUUGAACUUUCUGGCUAUAUAUUACUCUCAGUGCAAGCUCAUCUACCACAGUUAAAGCCACCAAAAUGUAACAUAAUGGAAGGAGAAGAAUGCAUAGAAGCAAAAGGAUUCAAGGCGUUCAUUUUCUACCUUGCAAUCUAUUUGGUAGCAUUGGGAAGUGGGUGUGUUAAGCCCAACAUGGUUGCUUUUGGUGGUGACCAGUUUCACCCAGAUAACCCAAAGCAAUACAAGAGGUUCUCAACCUACUUCAAUGCAGCUUAUUUUGCAUUCUCAAUGGGUGAACUCAUUGCUCUCACACUUAUUGUUUGGAUCCAAACACACUCAGGAAUGGAUGUUGGGUUUGGACUCUCUGCUGCUGCAAUGGCAGUGGGUUUGCUCGGUUUGAUCUCUGGCACUUUUUUCUACAGGAAUAAACGCCCCCAAGGAAGCAUUUUCACUCCAAUUGCCAAAGUUUUUGUGGCUGCUAUAUCUAAGAGAAAGCUGGCUUUUCCAUCUAACCCUCAAAUGCUUCAUGGAAGCCAGAUUAACAUGCCAAGUGAUCCAAAUAUUGAAUCAGGAUAUCAUCUUGUUCACACUGAAAAGUUCAGAUUUUUGGACAAAGCUUGCAUCAAAAUUCAAGAUGGAAAAGAUGAAGGUCCAUGGAGAUUAUGCACCAUUACACAAGUAGAGCAAGUGAAAAUUCUCUUAUCAGUGAUUCCCAUUUUUGCUUGCACCAUCAUUUUCAACACCAUUUUAGCUCAACUCCAAACUUUCUCAGUCCAACAAGGAGCUGCAAUGGAUAACCGCCUCACAAAUUCUUUCCAUGUACCUCCAGCUUCCCUCCAAUCAAUCCCAUACAUGAUGCUCAUCUUCGUUGUCCCUCUCUAUGACACGUUCUUUGUCCCUUUGGCAAGGAAAUUCACUGGCCAUGUCUCUGGAAUCUCUCCCCUAAGUAGGAUAGGUUCGGGACUCUUUAUCGCGAUCUUUUCUAUGGUUGCAGCUGCUAUAAUGGAGAAGAAGAGAAGGGAUGCAUAUGUACAUGAUAACAAAACAAUAUCCAUCUUUUGGAUCACUCCUCAAUUCUUGAUCUUUGGAUUAUCAGAGAUGCUCACUGCUGUUGGCCUAAUUGAGUUCUUUUACAAGCAACCUUUGAAAGGAAUGCAAUCAUUUUUGACUGCCAUUACCUAUUUUUCAUACUCUUUUGGAUUCUACUUGAGCAGCUUGCUUGUUUCUUUUGUGAAUAAGAUUACCUCCUCAGGGUCCUCCAAUGGUGGUUGGCUAAGUAACAACAAUCUCAACAAAGAUAGGCUAGAUCUAUUCUAUUGGAUGCUUGCUGCUUUAGGGUUGCUCAACUUCUUCAACUAUAUUUAUUGGUCUAAAUGGUUCUCAUUCAACCCUGCUUUCAUUUCAGAUGGAGAAGCACAGGAUGAGAAUAUCAAUCCCAAGCAAGAUAAACUCAAUAGCUUCAACUCUUCAAAGCACAUUGAAGAUGAAAAUAUACCUUGAGUGGCAAUAUUUUUAUUUCUAUAUGUAUGCAUGUAGUUAGUGCUAUAUAUAUAUAUAUAUAGAGAGAGAGAGAGAAUAUGUAUGUAGGGUCUUGUAAUGUAAGUAAAAGAAAUCAUACAAGGAAGGAUAAGGCUCUCUUGAGAGGUUGAUAGUUUUUCAUAUAAUUAUUAUAUGUAUAGAAAGAUAAUUGCCAUUGGAACCUUGUAGUAGCUAGCAAACUCAUCUUCCAAUAUGUAUUAUAAGAAUCUUAUUGAACUUUUA
Ziziphus jujuba (common jujube) is the source of this 2181-nucleotide messenger RNA. Its product is annotated as protein NRT1/ PTR FAMILY 4.3. Gene Ontology annotation, biological process: transmembrane transport. The transcript is spliced from 5 exons. The coding region runs from base 142 to 1920 and encodes 592 amino acids. Lineage: Eukaryota; Viridiplantae; Streptophyta; Magnoliopsida; Rosales; Rhamnaceae. Gene Ontology annotation, molecular function: transmembrane transporter activity. Gene Ontology annotation, cellular component: membrane. The record is from RefSeq and is a predicted model, not a curated record.